UCCUGAGGUGGCCUGUGACUCAGCUCUUCAGAACCUAAUGAAGUAGAUGACUUGACUACAAUGUGGAAAGAUCAUGACAGAAAGUGUGGUUUGUACCGGGGCCGUCAGUGCUGUAAAGGAAGUCUGGGAAGAAAGAAUAAAGAAACACCACGAAGACGUGAAGCGAGAGAAGGCAUUUCAGCAGAAGCUAGUGCGGAUCUGGGAAGACCGAGUGAGCUUAACUAAACUGAAAGAGAAGGUGACCAGGGAAGACGGAAGAGUCAUUUUGAGGAUAGAGAAAGAAGAAUGGAAGACUCUCCCUUCUUCUUUACUGAAACUGAAUCAGCUCCAGGAAUGGCAACUGCAUAGGACAGGGUUGUUGAAAAUUCCCGAAUUCAUUGGAAGAUUCCAGAAUCUCAUUGUACUAGACUUAUCUCGGAACACAAUUUCAGAGAUCCCCCGAGGAAUUGGACUGCUCACUAGACUCCAGGAACUGAUUCUUAGCUACAACAAAAUCAAGACUGUCCCCAAAGAACUAAGCAACUGUACCAGCUUGGAGAAGCUAGAACUGGCUGUGAACAGAGAUAUAAGCGACCUCCCACCAGAGCUCAGCAAACUGUUAAAACUCACUCACCUUGACCUGAGUAUGAACCAAUUCACUACGAUCCCUCUUGCUGUGUUGGACAUGCCUGCCCUCGAGUGGUUGGAUAUGGGAAGCAACAGCCUACAACAGCUUCCUGACACACUAGACAGAAUGCAAAGUUUACAUACGUUAUGGCUACAGAGGAAUGAAAUAACAUGCCUGCCAGAGACAAUCAGAAAUAUGAAAAGACUGGGGACCCUUGUUCUCAGCAAUAACAAACUACAGGAUAUCCCAGGCUGCAUGGGCGAAAUGACGAGUCUGAGGUUUGUCAACUUUCGAGACAACCCACUAAGACUGGAAGUGACACUUCCUCCCAGUGAUGGCACAGAUGGAGAGGAAGAACAGGAGUUAUUUGGGCUUCAGUUUAUGCACGCAUACAUACAAGAGUCACGGAGAACAGAAGAUCCAGUCAACUGUCUGACUCAAAUGCCAAGCUCUAUACAUUCUGAUGGAUAAAGUAAUUUAAAGAGUCCUGUAGAAAAGG
Molecule: messenger RNA, 1106 nt
Organism: Apodemus sylvaticus (European woodmouse)
Lineage: Eukaryota; Metazoa; Chordata; Mammalia; Rodentia; Muridae
Gene: Lrrc39
Product: leucine rich repeat containing 39
Exons: 8
Coding region: 74-1078 (334 amino acids)
Molecular function (GO): protein binding
Source: RefSeq, a predicted model, not a curated record